Cokeromyces recurvatus is the source of this 1405-nucleotide messenger RNA. RefSeq lists its product as uncharacterized. Bases 28 to 1155 code for a protein of 375 amino acids. The transcript has 4 exons. Lineage: Eukaryota; Fungi; Mucoromycota; Mucoromycetes; Mucorales; Mucoraceae. The record is from RefSeq and is a predicted model, not a curated record.
UUUUUUUUUUAUUUACAAUCUAUAAGAAUGUCAUUGUCACCACUCCCUGAAUCACCCAACAAAAUUAAAGAAAGCCCUUCAAGAUAUCGUAGUCGAUUUUCUGAUCGUUUUCAAUCUAUUUCAAGUCUUUCACCAUCUCAUGAAAAUACAACCACGAUAACAAAUCAACAAAGUUUUAUUUCUCCCGUACAUCCUACUGAUAACAAAAAACUAAUCGAUAAUGAAAAGUAUAGUGCCUUUGAAAUUAAGAAUGAAGAUCGUGGUCAAUGGAGAGAAUCAGAGAUAGAUACUAACGAUAAAAAUAAUCAAAUGAUGGAGGAAGACGAUCCUACGCCCGUACCUACUCCUGUUCAACAACAACAACAGCAACAACAAGAGACAGUUAAAAAAGAACAAAUAACGCAAACGGUGAGUGAUGUUAAUACACGUCAUCGUCAUGUUCCUCACUACAUGCAAGCAACAAGGUCUUUUUAUGGAAAAGUAAGCAAUAAAAAAGAAUCGUCUUUAUUAGGGCCACGUUCAAAGAGUGGAAUUACAAAAAAAGUGGGUGCUUCUAAAAUACCUCGAUAUCGAUCUACAACACAAAUUAAUGCUAUUGAAGAUAUAAAGAAUGAAAUGACACUUGAAGAUGUAUAUAUUCCUAUGGCUGCUCGUAUUAAAUUAUUUGAAAAGGGACUUGGCAAUAAUGGUUCGUCUAAUACAUUGCAGCGUCAAAAAUCCUCUAGUUCAACUGCAAGUAAUUCUAAUGAUUCUUCUAGUAAACAACAACGUCCUAUUAAAAAGACAACUCAAUCGCCUUCUGAAAGUAGUCAAAAUUCAAAUACUUCUUCUUCUCAACAAAAGUCAAAACAACUUGUCGUUCCCUCCUUUCACUCUUCUGAACCUAAUUAUCUUCGUCAAACAUCUUCCUUUGCUAUUAAACAAAAAGAAAUUCGUGCUCAAAAAUUACAAACUAGAAUAGAAAAGGCAACUGAAAGUCAUCGUCGUCAACAACGUGUUGAUCAACAUCAUUCUGUAACCCAAACAAAGCCAUUUCGUUUUGCUACAAGUGAACGAGCAAAACAUUUUAAACAAAAAUUAGAUUCAUGGAAGGCUAAAGAUGAAGGAAAUUAUGCAAAUACGAUGACGGCAACAAAGAAAAGAAAGGUAAACUAAGCAGUGAUAUUAAGAUCAAAACUCACACACACAUAUAUGUAUGUAUUAUCUAUUUAAAAGAUUUCUAGUAGUAGUAAAGCUUCUUUAUCUAAUCAUAAUACAAAGCAUCAAAGAACAAAGUAAUUAAAUACCAACUUAUAUAAUAAAGAAUAAUAAAUAUAUAAAGCUAUUAUUAUUAUGGAUAAAAAAGUAAGAGCAGUCCCGAAAUCGACGCCACAUUUGUCCAUUGCAUUUUUUUUUUUUUUUUUAC